Molecule: messenger RNA, 2997 nt
Organism: Monosiga brevicollis MX1
Lineage: Eukaryota; Choanoflagellata; Craspedida; Salpingoecidae
Exons: 6
Coding region: 1-2997 (998 amino acids)
Biological process (GO): protein phosphorylation
Molecular function (GO): NAD+ poly-ADP-ribosyltransferase activity; ATP binding; protein kinase activity
Source: RefSeq, a predicted model, not a curated record
AUGACGCUGCUUCGGUCAAUUUACUGGCCCGCAUUCAUUUGCCUUGUCCUUUUAGACUGCAAGCCACGUUGCCCGGCCAUCAUCUGCUUCACGUCCGAAACCACAACCAAGCUCAACUGCAGCCCGUUCCGAGCCACCUCAACCUCCCGCCUGGCUACCCCCGCUGCCCAGUGCUGCCCCGACCGUGGCGUGGAGGCUUGGCUGAAGCCGCUCCUGCCUAAACAUGCGACCACCCACCCAUUUCCGCACCUCGACGCCUUUGUCGACGGUGCCAUCCGACACAAUGCCGGCGUGCGGGCCUCUGCCACAUCGAUCAAAGAGAUUAUUAAUGCAGCGCCCGUGGAUUUGCCUCAUAUGGACUGGACCGCUUUCCGAGACACAGCGACCAAGGCGCUCUCUGCGCUUGAUCAAGUGUUCAAAGUGCCCGAAGCUCUAUCUGCUCGCACGAGCCAGCUGGAUUUGAAAACUACCACCCUCGCAACAGAGCUCAAAGCAAUGCACGACCUGGUCUCUCAACCCAACUUGGCACCGGUGCUUCACGCACUUUGUGCAGCAGUGACGCAAUUCCCCCGCCUGUCAGCCUCCAGUCCUCCUGCCCCGAAAAACCCUCCUGUCAAUCUCCCAGCGGCCAUUGACAAGCUGGUCCGCCUUCAAAACGUGGGCCCAGCGCGCUCACGUCUGUUGACCGCCAGCAACAAGCAGAUUGAGGUCCUCAUACAAGCGUUUGUCGAUGCUCUGGAUGCCGUGGCGCAAGCGGGCAUCAAGGACACGAGCAGUCGCGUGCAAAGGUUGCAGCAACAGGUCAAGCGCCAGCCAGUCGAUCGGGUAUCUACACCUCAAAGCUUGCCCAGCGACUGGAAGAAACUUUGCCACGCCCACACAAAGCUCAGUCAAUUUGACCAGAAUGGGCUUGACGCGGUCGCCCAGUGGCAAGCCUCGCCCGACGUGAAGCAUCAUGCCUGGUAUCUAGCAUUUGUACAUCACGAGGCUGAAUCUCUGGUGCAACAGCUGCAAGACAUGAUCGACUGGCAAGCUCAGACGCUGUCCGUGUUGACCCAGUGCAAGGAGCUUGCAGCUCGUCUGUCCCAAAGCGUUGAUGACCCGGCCGCUUCCGCACAUGAGGAGCUAGCGCAGCUGAAUGAGCGCAUCCGUCGAACUAUGACAGCUCUGAACUACUUACCAGACGACAUGCGCUCAGGCCCUGAACAACAACUGCGGGAGAUGAAGGCGAAGCAAGCCACCUUACAACGUCAGCUGCAAGGACAGUCGCACGUAGAUCACAUGGUCAGGCUAGCGCAGCUGCUGCACCAGCACUUUCCAGCUCUGCUGGUCUUUUUGCACCCUGAGCAGAGCACGCUGGGAGCGCGGCUCCGCACAGUGCUUGGCCCCGACCUUCCAGCCAGCCUCAUCCUGGAGGCCUUAACUGAAGUGGACCGCACGUUGUCGCUGUCCAGCCUGGGCCAGCUUGAUCUUCAUUACAACCAAAAUCACAAGGUGUACAAGGCCCGCGCCGCGCUAUUAAAUUCUGGGGAACAAGAUUUGGCCGUCAAGGAGUACGCUUUUGCCCUGCAACACAAACAAGAUCAGUGCCGGACAUUCCUCCGUGAACUCCGCGCCAUGCGUCGGCUCGAGCACCCACACAUCAUCCCGGUCCUCGGCGCGCUCGUGGACGUGCACAGUGGCCACCCUAGCGCCUACCUGGUACAGCCAUGGUGUGCACAAGGGGAUUUGCAGCAGUGGCUUAGCAAGGCACGCCACCUGGCCACCUCGACUGUGAUUGCUGGACUCAUGACUCAGCUGCGCACGGCCCUGGCGUUUAUGCACAGCAAGGGCUUGGUACACCGAGAUGUCAAGCUGAGCAAUGUGAUGUUGGACGGCUUGGAGGAUCAGCCCGUUGUGCGGCUGGGCGACUUUGACAUUGCCAAGGCUGUCGCUGAAGCCACCAUGUUGCCUUGUACGGCCACCAAGGCGUCAGGCACGGAGGGCUACGUGGCACCCGAGGUGCUAUUUGGCCGUGGUCGUGUGGGGGCACGUCCAGCACAGGAUGCCUUUAUCUUUGGGUGUGUUCUCUACAAUACCUACAUGUACCCACAGACAGUGCCACCUGCUCAAACACGGAGCGAUGAGGUGGUGGAUCAAUGUAGCUGGAGCAUACGAGCGGGAGAUGGUAUUUGCAGCUUCCCGCACCUAGCGGCUGAAAUGUGCGAUUCGACGAGCGAAUUGCACAAGGAAACGCGGGCCUUGCUUGCAACAGAUCCGAAGCAACGGCCAAGCCUUUUCACUGCUGGCCAGUUGGCGGCACGACCUGUCGCUGGCCCAAUUGGACCGGCCAUUGAUGUUUUGCGCGACGCGCCCGAGCUGAUUCCCGAGGUGGCUGAACUGCUGCAGCAGCUGAGCACAGACGGGCGAGGGCCAGCACAUCUGAGAGUGCAACGGGUCAAGCGCGUAGAAAAUCCAGUGUUGUGGGAGCGUUACAGCGCAAAGCGACAGGAAAUGUUGCACCGCAUCACAAACCAGAAGCACUAUGAUGAGCUUCAAACGGCCAAGGUGGAUGCCCUCUCGGGCCUUCCAGCCUUGCUGCGAGACAGAUCCUGUCAAGAGCGCCUGUUGCUGCACGGCAUCCGCCCCGAUAGAUCACUGCGCGACAAAAUUGUGCGCCUGGGCCUAGACUAUCGCUUUGCCGGUAGCGGCGCCGGCCAUCGCUUUGGUCUUGGUGUCUAUCAGACCGACCACCCCGGCAAGAGUCAUCAGUAUGCCAAGCCGCCUAAUGCCAAUAAUGAGCGGAUGCUGAUUAUCACGCGGGCAUUGUUGGGCCACGCCUUUGUCCAUCAUUCACCCGACUCCAAGGCGUUGGCCCCGCCUCUCUUGCCCCAUGCGCCUAACAAUGAGCGAUACGACUCGGUGAUCGCGACGCCGGCUGGAGAAUUUCACGAGGUGGUCAUGUUCGACAACGAUCAAGUCUACCCUGAGCUGGUCGUCUACUACACGGCAGCUUAG